AUGUCUUCUUCCGUCCACUUCUUCCCGGCCGCCUCGCAGGCUCCCACCGCCGCCUGCCUCCUCAGGCCCUCCCCCAAACCCCUCCUCCACAGCCCCAUCUCGGCCGCCACCGCCGCCGCCUUCCAGCUCCGGAGCGCCCCGCCGCGCCUCCGCCUCAGGAGGCGGACUCGCGCUCGCACCGCCCCGCAAACGCCGCCCGAAGCGCCUCCCGUGGGCCCCGACCCCGACGGCGGGGGCGGCGGGGGAGGGGAGGGCGGCGGUGGAGGCGGCGGGGACGGGGACGAGGAGGGCGAGAGGCAGGGGCUGCUGCCCGAGUGGCUCACCGUGACGACGGAGGACGCCAAGACGGUCCUGGCCGCCGUCGCCAUCUCGCUCGCCUUCCGCGCCUUCGUCGCCGAGCCGCGGUUCAUCCCCUCCCUCUCCAUGUUCCCCACCUACGACGUCGGCGACCGCAUCGUCGCCGAGAAGGUUACAUACUACUUUAGGAAGCCUUGUGUAAAUGAUAUUGUUAUAUUCAAAAGCCCGCCAGUGCUACAGGAUGUUGGGUAUACUGAUAAUGAUGUUUUCAUCAAAAGAAUAGUUGCCAGGGCUGGAGAUACUGUUGAGGUUCAUAAAGGAAAACUAGUUGUGAAUGGUGAGGCUAGGAAUGAAGAAUUCAUUCUUGAGCCACCUACUUAUGACAUGAACCCAGUGCAAGUGCCUGAAAAUGCAGUCUUUGUAAUGGGGGAUAACCGAAAUAACAGUUAUGAUUCCCAUGUGUGGGGUCCUCUUCCUGCAAAGAACAUACUGGGACGAUCUAUUUUCCGGUACUGGCCACCUGGUCGAAUAGGGUCGACUACCCGUGAUUGCUUUGGCCCUGAAACAAAACCAGAUUCACGCAUUGAUGUCAAAUUGACAAAGUAG
This is a messenger RNA of Triticum turgidum subsp. durum (durum wheat), 903 nucleotides long. The record is from the annotation of a GenBank genome assembly. NCBI's taxonomy places the organism in Eukaryota, Viridiplantae, Streptophyta, Magnoliopsida, Poales, Poaceae.